Messenger RNA from Blumeria graminis f. sp. triticale, 1449 nucleotides. The record is from the annotation of a GenBank genome assembly. Lineage: Eukaryota; Fungi; Ascomycota; Leotiomycetes; Helotiales; Erysiphaceae.
AUGGCUUCGAGUGUAUCAACUUACGCUCUACCCGAGUCCCACAAACAGUUGAUGGAAAAAUCUUUACUAGAAUCGGAUCCAGAGGUGGCAGAGCUUAUGAGAUUGGAGAUAAAACGUCAACGCGAAUCUAUUAUACUUAUUGCUUCAGAAAAUGUCACUUCUCGCGCUGUUUUCGAUGCCUUGGGCUCACCAAUGUCCAACAAAUAUUCCGAAGGUUAUCCAGGUGCUAGAUAUUAUGGCGGAAACGAGCAUAUAGAUUCAAUCGAAUUGAUGUGCCAAUCCCGUGCGCUGACAGCCUUCAGCCUUAAUCCGGAGGAAUGGGGUGUCAACGUUCAGUGCUUGAGCGGCUCACCCGCUAAUCUACAAGUCUACCAAGCUGUAAUGCGACCACAUGAAAGAUUAAUGGGACUUGACUUACCUCACGGAGGUCACUUGAGCCAUGGCUAUCAGACUGCAACAAGAAAAAUAUCAGCUGUAUCCACUUACUUUGAGACCCUACCUUAUCAAGUCAAUCCCGAAACUGGAAUAAUUGACUACGAUAGACUUGAAGAAAACGCCAAACUAUACCGCCCAAAAGUUUUGGUUGCCGGUACCUCCGCGUACUGUCGGCUAAUAGACUACGCUCGUAUGCGGAAAAUAGCUGAUGCUGUCGGUGCAUAUCUUCUCGUAGAUAUGGCUCACAUCUCUGGACUGAUUUCUGCUGGAGCAAUACCCAGCCCAUUUGAUCACGCUCACAUUGUAACUACUACAACCCAUAAGUCCCUUCGCGGUCCACGCGGGGCUAUGAUAUUUUUCCGCAAAGGAGUCCGAAGCGUGGACGCAAAAACUGGCAAGGUAACCAUGUACGAUUUAGAAGGCCCUAUCAAUUUCUCCGUUUUCCCUGGUCAUCAAGGUGGACCUCACAAUCACACAAUUACUGCACUUGCAGUAGCCUUAAAGCAAGCUAAAACACCUGAGUUCAUAGCUUAUCAAGAGCAAGUCGUCAAGAAUGCUAAAGCAACUGAAAUUGAGCUCAAGCGGUUGGGCUACAAGCUUGUUGCCGAUGGAACAGAUUCUCACAUGGUCUUGGUUGACCUCCGACCUCAGCAGCUUGAUGGAGCACGUAUCGAGGCUAUGCUGGAACAGAUUAACAUUGCAUGUAAUAAGAAUGCGAUACCAGGAGACAAAUCAGCACUAACUCCUUAUGGAAUCAGAAUCGGGACCCCUGCGAUGACAUCUCGGGGAUUUGGUACAGAGGAUUUCCAAAAAGUUGUAGGCUACAUUGAUCAAUGCAUUAAGUUGUGUAAAGAGGUUCAGAAUUCUCUACCAAAGAAAGAUAAUAAGCUCAAGGACUUCAAGGCCCGGGUCGCUAGCGGUGAAAUAGAAAAGAUUAAUGAAUUGAAAAGUAGCAUUGCAUCUUGGGUGAGAGAUUUUCCUCUGCCUGUUGAGGGCUGGAGAGCAGAACUGUAA